AUGUCCACUGGCGGCAGGUUCAACUUUGACGAUGGGGGGUCAUACUGCGGCGGGUGGGAGGAGGGCAAGGCGCACGGCCACGGGAUCUGCACGGGACCCAAGGGCCAGGGCGAGUACUGUGGGUCCUGGGCCCACGGCUUCGAGCUGCUGGGCGUCUACACGUGGCCCAGCGGGAACACCUACCAGGGCACCUGGGCCCAGGGCAAGAGACACGGAGUGGGUGUUGAGAAUAAAGGCCGCUGGGUGUACAAGGGCGAGUGGACGCACGGCUUUAAGGGACGCUACGGAGUCCGGGAGAGCACGGGGACGAGCGGGAAGUACGAGGGGACGUGGAACAACGGCCUGCAAGACGGAUACGGGACGGAGACGUACUCGGACGGAGGAACCUUUCAGGGUCAGUGGGUUGGCGGGAUGCGACACGGCUACGGAGUUCGUCAGAGUGUCCCGUAUGGGAUGGCGGCCGUCAUCCGCUCCCCUCUGCGAACCUCUAUAAACUCUCUCCGCUCCGGUUCGGAACACAGCAACGGCACGGCCCUGCUGGACCGGACCGGGGCGGUGGUUCCUGGGCCUCCCCCCGUCCCCGGCACGCUGACCACCAGCGUCUCCAUGUGCAGCACGGGCAGCAGCGGCAGCAGCCCCGCGGUGUCCCGGGGGGGCUUCGUGUUGAUGGCGCACAGCGAGGCCGAGCUGCUGAAGGGGAAGAGGAAAGGCGGGCUCUUCAGGAGGUCCAUCCUGUCCGGCCUCAAGCUGAGGAAGUCCGAGUCCAGGAGCUCUCUGGCCUCGCAGAGGUCGAAGCAGAGCUCGUUCAGGAGCGAGGCUGGGAUGAGCACCGUGUCCUCUGCUGCAUCGGACAUCAACUCCACCAUCAGUCUCGGAGACGCAGACGCCGAGCUGGCGGCGGCGGACGACGACGUGGACGCGACAGCGACAGAGACGUACAGCGGCGAGUGGAAGAACGACAAGCGCACCGGGUUCGGGUCGAGCCGGCGCUCCGACGGGCUGCAGUACGAGGGCGAGUGGCUCAGCAACAAGCGCCACGGCUACGGCUGCACCACGUUCCCCGACGGGACCAAAGAGGAAGGGAAGUACAAGCAGAACGUCCUGGUCAGCGGGAAGAGGAAGAACCUGAUCCCCCUGAGGGCCAGUAAGAUCCGGGAGAAGGUGGACCGCGCCGUGGAGGGAGCGCAGAAGGCCGCCGACAUCUCCCGGCAGAAGUCUGAAAUCGCCCUGUCAAGGACGGCCCACGCCCAGGGGAAAGCAGAGGCAGCAAUGGGAGCGGCUCAGAAAGCCCAGGACGAGAGUCGCAUGGCCAGGGUCACCGCCAAGCAGUUCUCCCCUUCCUUCCAGCACCCAGGAAACGGUAUGGAGGUGCAGCGUCCCAAACGUCAGGUGUCCAGUGAGGUGGAGGGCGAGGGGUUGUCGAGCAGCGCCGGCACAGCCGAUAGCCCAGAUCUGUACGUGAAGAGCGCAGCCUCUGACGACCCCUCGAAUGACGCAGCCACCCCUGACCUCAGUCCCCCGUCCUCCUCGCCUCCUCACACUCCGCCUCCCCCUGCCCGGCCGACCCAGCGCACCAAGAGCGCCCGCUUCCUACGGCAGGGCGCUGUGGACCAUGCAGACAAGGCGAAGGAGGCAGCAGAGAGGAGUGAGAAGGCUGCGGCUGGAGGGAAGACAGAGAUCCAGGUGAUGAUGGAGGGAGGUAGUGCAGGAGGUGAAGGCAGCGGAGGAGGAGUAGGGAAGGGGGAGUUCCCGCGGGCCAACAGCUGGACUGAGGACAAGAGGAGAGGGGUGCUGUCAAAAGGAGGAGCUGUGGUCAGUGGACGUGGAGCGAGUCGGACCAACGGACACAAACACAGCUCCUCCAAUCACAAGUCACGGGAGCACGGCUCAUCCAAUCACAGACAGGUCAGAGGGGACCGGUGGACGGAGUCGUCCUCGUCGGCCUCCUGGACGUCAGGACACAGGGGCGUGCACAGCAGGGGGGGGCGGCUGCUGGAGCAGGACGAGGAGAAAAUUAGUAACUACGAGAUGGAGAUGAAGCCUUUACAGCCCAGGGACUCCACUACCCACAAGCCCCAUGGGCACGGGGAGGAGAGGCCCGGGCACGCUCACGGAGAGGGGCGCUCGCACGCGGUGCAGCGACAGAGACACAAGAACCGUGACGGGAGGGAGGGGAGGGAAGGACGAGAGGGGAAGGAGGGAGGGAAAGACUCAUCGCACAAGCUGGACAGACCGGGGGAGAAGAUGGAUCCUCGGCCUCUGCGCCGGGACCUCACCCUCUCCCCCCCUCUGAAGUCCUCACCCAUCUCACUGGGGCAGCAGGACCAAAGCCUCACGCUGAGCAAAGGCAACUCGGCCUACAGCUCUUUCCUGGUAGUCAUGGUGAUUCUGCUCAACAUCGGAGUGGCUAUUUUGUUUAUUCACUUUUUUAUUUAA
Messenger RNA from Pleuronectes platessa (European plaice), 2436 nucleotides. RefSeq names its product junctophilin 3b (gene jph3b). The transcript is spliced from 6 exons. Bases 1 to 2436 code for a protein of 811 amino acids. Gene Ontology annotation, biological process: regulation of synaptic plasticity. Lineage: Eukaryota; Metazoa; Chordata; Actinopteri; Pleuronectiformes; Pleuronectidae. Gene Ontology annotation, cellular component: junctional membrane complex; plasma membrane; endoplasmic reticulum membrane. The record is from RefSeq and is a predicted model, not a curated record.